Molecule: messenger RNA, 855 nt
Organism: Dibothriocephalus latus
Lineage: Eukaryota; Metazoa; Platyhelminthes; Cestoda; Diphyllobothriidea; Diphyllobothriidae
Source: the annotation of a GenBank genome assembly
AUGGCUCCUGUCCUUCAAUUCGAACAAAUGCACUCUGCUGCGUCUGUGCCAUUGUGCAUCGCCUUCACCAAUCUCAAUUUUACUAAAAUUGCCAACCAUUUCCAAGAGGGCAAUUUAUCUCAGAUUCUUGAUCGCUAUCUCUCUAAAUUGAUUGUUUUUGUCGUCGACCAGCAUGGUGAGUAUUACUUUUCUAUAGUCAUCAUAUUCUACUUUCUUCAGUUUAGAACAGACGUUCGCCCCAAGUUCUUUCGAACUCUUGCACUUCUUUGCGAGGACGAAUCUCUAUCAGAUGCUCAGUUGAAGGCUUAUCAGACGCGCUUACAGGAAUACCAAACCUUUUUGGAGGCAGUCAGUCGACUAGCUAACUGUGGAAAUGUGUGUAUCACAGAGGAAGCAGUGAUGAUUGGAGAAAAUGGACUUCUCACGGGAGAAUCGUUGAACGCCCUACAGCAUGCUGGCGCGAUUUCUGUAUAUAACACAUUGCAACAAAAUAAUUGGGAGUUUCCAGUUCCUGAAGAGGGUGAAGCGGUCGUAAUCAAAACUCAUACCACCAUGCCUGACGAGUUUCUUGAUCAAGAGAAGCCCAUUCGCUCAGACUGGCCGUCUAUACACAUCUCAGAAUGCUUUGUGGAAGGUGAAAAGGCGAAGCUUCAUGGCUCUGUACGACCUCUCCGCACAUUUCUCCCACCCAGUAUCGUUUUUCGGAACGCCGCCGAUAUCGAUGACGAUAUGCCAGAGCCGGAAAUACCGGUUUCGAACUCUACUGGGAUAGAAGCUGGUCUUGAAAUCGUCUCUACGUCUGAAGGCCUUGCCGUAAGAAAACCCACUGAAAAGGAUACAGAGCCGGGUAAUUAA